Molecule: messenger RNA, 3093 nt
Organism: Ascoidea rubescens DSM 1968
Lineage: Eukaryota; Fungi; Ascomycota; Saccharomycetes; Ascoideales; Ascoideaceae
Product: SPO22/ZIP4 family meiosis protein
Exons: 1
Coding region: 497-2668 (723 amino acids)
Biological process (GO): meiotic cell cycle; regulation of synaptonemal complex assembly
Molecular function (GO): protein binding
Source: RefSeq, a predicted model, not a curated record
UUUUUACUUUCAUCUAUCACAAUUUCUUAAGCUCUGGGAGAUAAUCGCUGAUUUUGUGCUAUUCUAAACGCUGAUAACUAAAAUUCAACAUGGAAGUGAUAUCAAGUGUUCAAGCUACAUUGAAUGAGUUUAUUGGUAGGCAAUUGACUGUUUUCUUUUUUUAAUUUAUCUCCACAAGAGGUGAAUUAUCAACUAAUCAUCAAAAUUAGACGCCUCCACUACCAUCAUAAAAAUCUUGGAUUCCAAACAGAAGUUGGUUAAUGACAACGACUCAUUGAUAUCCAUUUGCCAACGAAUAAUUGCUCUUUUGCCUCUAUCCGAAUCAAUUGAGAGAUCAAUCAGAAAGGCUGAAGUUAAAAACCCUCACAGGAAACAUCAAGAGAAGAAUGUAGUUUUCAACUUACAAGAAUCAUCAUCAAUUGAGGAUAAAGUCCAGGAUGCUAUUAAUAACCACCAAUAUAAAAAUCUUGAUAAUUCAGUAGUUUUGUCCUUAGAGAUGACUGCCUCCAAGCUAUGGAAUUCUUUAACCAUAUCCUUGAGAGACUUUGAUAAUGAAGAUCUUAAAACCCCUGGACACAACCGUGACGAAAAAAAUGUUUACAUUCAGUUAUGCCAGGUAAAAUAUUUUGCCGCAGUCUUGUUUAACAUAUUUGAUGGAUUAAAUCCAACUUUUUCAAAUAAAUUGAGAUCUUUGAAGUGCUUUUUGAAGGUUUUUAAUUUAUUUGUCGACGAAAACCAAUUAACCCUAUCUAAAAAAAUUCAGGAUAUAACUGAUCUAAUAACAAGUGAUAUUGAAGCUAAUUUUAUAAGCAAUGAGAAUAAACCUAUCUAUAAUAAUAGUAAUAAUGACCUCUCUGUCUCUGAUGAUACACAAUUGAACGAUUUCAAAAAGGAAUUUAAUUCGAUGAAAAUUGAAUUACUAAUUAUGGAUAUGAGAUUAAAUAUCAAUUUAAAAGAUUUUGAAUUAGCUAAAUAUUAUGAAAAAAAAGCAAAUAUUUUAAACAAUUACUCCACUCUUCAAAAUCAAAACAAUUCAAUUAUUGAAUUUGCCAGAUUUAUAUAUAAUUCUUGUUUCACGCAUUUAGAUAAAAUAAUCAAUAGCAACAACAACAUUAAAAAUAACAAUAAAUUUGAAAAUUCAAAUGAGAUCGAGAAAAAUGAUGAUGAUGAUGAUGAUGAUGAUGAUGAUGAUGAUGACAAAUUAAUAUUAACUGAAUCUGUUUAUUUCUUAAAAGUUGCCAUUCAAUAUUUGAAUUUACCAAUUGUUUUUAAUCCAAAAAUUAUUCACUUGGAAUUAAAAUUUAAAACACUUUUAUUAUUAUGUCAAUCUUUAAUUAAUUUAAGAUUUUUCAAUGAUGCAAAAUCUUAUAUUUCAAUUCUUGAACAAUUAUACCCAAACAAAAUUGAACCAUUUAAAUUAUUUUUACAAAUUUUAAAUUUUGAAAACUCUUUGAAAAUUGAUAAAAAUACUAACAAUAAUAAGCGUAAGGAUAAUGCUACCAAUACUAAUAUUAUAGCUGAGCAAACUUUAAUGAAAAUGAUUAUGUCAGUUUCAAUUUCAAAAAAUGAUAAUUUUAAUCAAGUUAUUGCCAUAUUAAAUGAUUAUUCUAAAAAUAAUCCCAUUUCUUCAAUUAAAUGUUUAGACUACGUUUUUCAAAAUAAAUUAGAUCCAUUCAAGAAUCAUGAUUUUUUGGAAGUUUGUUUGACAUCAAAAAUUUGGAUCAUAUCUUCAAUUCAAUUUGAUAUUCAAAAUAUUGACCUAAAUAUUACUGAUGGUGAAAAUAGCGAUAGUUUUCAGAUUGAACAUAUCCAAAAAAUUUUGAGUUCUGCCGAAAAACGGUUUGCAUCACCAUUAUCAAAAAAAUGUUCAUCUGCUUUGAUUACUUUAUUUUGGAAUAAUGGUAAAAAACUUAUGAAAUCUAAAAAGUAUUCUUUAUCAAUUGAAUGGUUUUAUUUUGCACUUCAUAGAUUUGUAUUAUCUGAACAUGAUUUUUCUGAAGACGUUGGAAAAAUUCAAAGAUCAAUUUUAAAUUGCUAUUUUGAAAUGAAGAAUUUUGAUAAAAUCAAAGAAAUCUAUAAUAAAAUGGUUGAUAGAGACAAGAUACAUUUACUAUCCUUAUACAUAAUGUUUAAGGUUUACAUAUCAGAAAACGAUAACAAAAAUGCUAUGAACACAAUCAAAUUGAUUUUUGAAAAUAAAACAGAGAAUCAUAUUUCGGUUUUACUAUCUUGUAUUGUUGAAGCAAGAAACUAUUCAAAUUCAACUGUUGCAAUUGAGGGAAUGGUUAAUGUUUUAACUAAAAUGGAUGAUAAAGCUGAAUUUUCAGACGAGAUUUUGGUUCCUGUGGCAUUGCGAUGCACUAUCCAGUUGAUAAUUAAUGAUAUUAGCAAAUGCAAUAAUAUUGAUUUAAAAAUAAAAUACAUGAAAACUUGUGGUGAAUUAUAUACUGAAUGUUAUAAUUUUAUUAAGAAAAGUUUCAAUAAAAUUUCUCCAAAUAUACUUUAUGAUCAAGAUAAAAUCGAGAUUGAACAGUUGAAAAAACAGAUAUUAUCGGUUGAUGAACUUGAAUGGUUAAUUUGUAAUGGGUACAAUUUGGCAAACAAAUGUUACCAAAGUAAAUUUUAUAAAGAAGGAUUGAUUUUAUCCACAAAGGCAAUUCAAGUAUGAAGGACCUUUUUUUUUGUUUUUAAUUUUUGAUUAUCUUAUAAAAGAUGUUUUUAAUUAACAAUAUUUGUUUUUAUUGGUUUAGAUUGAAAAUUUGAUUAAAGGAGAUACAGACAAAGGGAGAUACAAGAAAUUAGAGGUUUGGUAUAUUCGUACUUGUUUGUUAAGGAUAAUUUGUUUUAAUUGUUUAAUCUCACAAGAGAAUAAUUUAGUUGAUAAAAUGGAUUCUUUAAAAGAAAAUCGGGAAAAUGUCAUAAAUCUAAAAGAAAAACUUAACAAACAUCUAACUAAUUUGAUCUCGGAAGAUUGUGAAGAUAGUUUGAUUAUUGAUGAUAUUGAUCAAGUUGAAGACAAGAACUUUUGGAAAGCAUGUUAUUCUCAGGUAGUUUUAUUUCAGUUUGAAAUAGAAUUGAAAUUGAGCAAUUGGG